Molecule: messenger RNA, 456 nt
Organism: Saxophila tyrrhenica
Lineage: Eukaryota; Fungi; Ascomycota; Dothideomycetes; Mycosphaerellales; Extremaceae
Exons: 3
Coding region: 1-456 (151 amino acids)
Molecular function (GO): RNA binding
Source: RefSeq, a predicted model, not a curated record
AUGUCAGACCAAUCUCGCCAAAAGGCAACAGUUUUCGUCGGUGGCCUCUCAAACGAAGUCACACCUCAAACCCUCCACGAGGCUUUCAUACCGUUCGGCGAAAUCGUCGACGUCUCCUUGCCCAAACCAGAACUACCAUCGAACCAUGACCCACAUCGAGGCUUCGGCUACGUCGAGUUCUCUUUAGCCGAAGACGCUCGCGAAGCCAUCGACAACAUGGACCAGGCCGAGCUGUACGGGAGGGUCAUUAAGUGCAACCAAGCGAAGCCGCAGAAGGAUGCUAGUGAAGGACUAGGCAGUCGGACGGCUGUGUGGGAGCAGGAAGGAUAUGCUGCCAAAUACAACAUGGCAGAGGAGGAUGGCGCUGCGGCAGACGUUGAUGGUGACAAGCCGAUGGACCCGAUGCAAGGCUUGGAAGGACUGGACGUGGCGGGGCCACGGAUGCAGUCGACGUGA